AUGGACCGCGACGGCCCGGCGAGCAGCCCCCUGAUCGCCGGCAACGAGACCGCGCCCCCGGUCGCCGCCACCCGCGACCCGAGCCCGGGCGGGGCCGGGCCGGGACCCGCGGGCCCUGGCGGCGGCGGCGCGCGCCUCGGGGGCGGGCGGCCGGCGGCGGCGAACGCAGCGCGGGAGCGCAGCCGCGUGCAGACUCUGCGGCACGCCUUCCUGGAGCUGCAGCGCACGCUGCCGUCGGUGCCGCCGGACACCAAGCUGUCCAAGCUGGACGUGCUGCUGCUGGCCACUACCUACAUUGCUCACCUCACCCGCAGCCUGCAGGACGACGCCGAGGCGCCGGCGGACCCAGCGCUGGGCGCCCUGCGCGGAGACGGCUACCUACACCCUGUCAAGAAAUGGCCCAUGCGAUCAAGAUUAUACAUUGGUGCUACUGGUCAGUUUCUGAAGCAUUCUGUGUCUGGAGAAAAAGCAAAUCAUGGCAGUACUACAACAGACUCACAGCCUUAGGUUUUGCCCUGGUGGGUGCUAGUACAAAGUGGCAUCUAUUGUUUCUAAAUAGUAGGAAAUCAUUCUAUAUUUAUUACAUCAGACAACAAACAUCAUUCCUGAAAGUUUACGUAUGAAUCCAUAGUGGGAAGUUCAGAUUUACCUGUUUAAUUUAAAUAAAUGUGGGUUGAAAUAAUCAGUCUUAUAUAAAAUACACAGCUUAUCUAUCCAUUGUGAGAAAUAGUUACUACUAUAUAGUGCAAGAAAAAGUAUAGGAAAAAAAAGACCUCAAAAUCAAAGAAUUGUGAAUAUAUCAAAGAAUGCACAUGUCCUCUGUAGUGUAUCUAUUAACACACUGAAAACCUGAUAUCUAUCAAUAAUUUUUAUAGUUUAAAAAAAAUUAGACACCAGUAUUCCAUUUUUGUGAAAACCAGUUUGUGCUUAAGUUGGUCUAAGAAGUCAUUUCAGUUGGAAAGUGUGAGAUCAUUUAUUCAGUUUUAGCUGAGGAUAUGGAAUGAAAAGAUUGUUGGGGUAAUAUGAAGUUGCAAUAACUUCUGCAACUAGUGAUUUUUCUCUCAGUAAACUUGUUUGGAGUAUUCGAAUACUUUAUUGUAUAGAGCUUGGCCACCUUUCCUAGAUAACUAUGAAAUACCAUGUUUCCAAACUGUGGAAGGCUUUGGGAAUCCCUGCAGCCCAGUGUGAACAGCAGGUGAGUGUCACCGGGCAGCAGGGUUUGUCACCCUCCUCCCUGUCAUUCCAUAUCCAUCUCACCCUCUUUCAGGUCCUAGACUAGAUGAGCAGGUGCAGCUGCAGCCACUUAACAGAGAGUCAACCUGUCACAGUCAGGGCUUCUCCCCCUUGCCAGUUGCUGUUCACAAUCUACUUGGCCAUUAUGAAAUAGGAGAAAACCUGUCUGAUUUGGGGAUUCUGGCACUGAUCUGCACUGUGAGGGGGUCUGAGGACACUGAGUGGCUACCCUGAGCUAACCCAGGCCCGAGUUUAUCCCCCUGAACCUGCCCGCAGACUGAAUCCAUCCCAGGAAUGUCCUCUGCGAUGGGCCUCUCCCACCGCACUCCACACCAGAUGCCCAGGGAGCGGCUGCACUGCCAGACUGUGCCAGUUUUAGUUUCCAACAGGAGCUCGGGGAUCAGAGCCAGGAAGUAGAAAUGUUGGUCGGGGAACACACUGAACCCCAAGCACGUCUGUUGUCAUGUCUUGACUCUCUUCUUUUUCUCCUCAGUCUCUACUAUUCCUCUUUCAACUGUAAAGUUCAUUUAUUUCUCAAUAACCUAGUGUUAAAGUAGCUGAAUUUGAUCCAGGAUUAGCAAACAGAAAAGUAUAGUAAUGGACUUGGUUGAACCGCUUAAUAUAGCUGUUGAACCAUCAUUUUAUUUUUCUCCUCCCUGCAGUUUUCUUCCAGCUCUUGGCAGCAAAAUGAGGUAAAAGACCAUUUGAAGGCAAAAACCAUCACUCAGCCGCACAUGGCCAUAUCUUGGCUCAUAUCUGAUAGCUUAUAAUUUUUAUUAUUUUAAUGUGAAUACGCCUUGUGAUGUGACCAAAGCAUGUCUUUACAAGAAAAGGCAUAUAAUAAAAACUUUCUACAUAUUAAUAGGUAGCAAAAAUGUUUGUAUAUUUAAAUAUUUGUGAAUAUAUUUACCCACUCAUAUAACAUUGAAAGGAAUAAAAUGUAAAAUGAGAUAUGAAUUCAGCCAUUCACUAUUGUAAGUUAUUGCCAUAAAAAAGUGCUGAGAAUAAUCUUUUAUCUUAAGGAAUGAAAUCAAAGUUCUUUAAAGUUACCGACUGAACUCUAAAUGCCACAUUUAAUACCAAGAGUUUGAGAAAAAUGGUUUUCUUGCUAAUAAUCUAUUUGGCUACAGUUGUUAAAGCAUUUAAUUGGGUUAAAACUAUGACUUCUGUUGAGUUGCCAGACUUCCCUAAAUCAUCCUGUUAAAUAGUUAAGCUUUGCCUUUGGCAGUAUUACUUUUUAUUUCUUCUUGUCCACUUACAGAAAAGAAAUGUUUUAAUGCCAAAAAAGUAUAUUUCUGUCAUAGGUUUUCAUAACAUUUCAUUAAAUUGCUAAAUAUGCUAACAGCUUUUGGUAGAUUGGAAGAUCUCAAGGGAGAAGUUGCAUAUUUUCACCCAAAGACUGAAAGGAGCAUGUUGUUUUAAUUAAUGGUGCAUGGUCAGGAUAAAGGUAUUAUUAAAAUAAAGCAUUAAUUUGAAAAUUAA
Molecule: messenger RNA, 2715 nt
Organism: Canis lupus familiaris (dog)
Lineage: Eukaryota; Metazoa; Chordata; Mammalia; Carnivora; Canidae
Gene: TCF24
Product: transcription factor 24
Exons: 2
Coding region: 1-507 (168 amino acids)
Biological process (GO): regulation of transcription by RNA polymerase II; developmental process
Molecular function (GO): DNA-binding transcription factor activity, RNA polymerase II-specific; protein dimerization activity; RNA polymerase II transcription regulatory region sequence-specific DNA binding
Source: RefSeq, a predicted model, not a curated record